Messenger RNA from Staurois parvus, 501 nucleotides. NCBI's taxonomy places the organism in Eukaryota, Metazoa, Chordata, Amphibia, Anura, Ranidae. The record is from the annotation of a GenBank genome assembly.
AUGUUGGAUAUUUUAACAACACCUUCAAUGGCGAAACCAAAGCAAGACUAUUUCCGCACCCCAGGACAAGUUCUCUCUCUUAUUAGUUCCUUGGGAUUUAACUCUCCAGUUCGAGGCAAGAUGCAGACCUGUGCCUCCUCAGUGACACCAGUAUUUAAUGAAACCUCACGGGGGAAUUCCACACCAAUUGUAAUGAAGAAUAAAGAAAAUUCAGCGAAAGCCAGCAAGCUUCUUAUAUCAUAUCCCGAAGUCAGUAUGUUCAGCCCUAGUAUGCCAGUGAAGUGCCUCACUCCAAACCUCUUGAAGUCUAGAGCACAGCUGGGCACCUCCAGUACCAGCAGCCAGUCCCAUUUAUGUCUGUCCAGCAUAGAGUCUGAUUACUGCAGCAGUCCAAAAUGGGAAAAUCCCAACCAGAAUCCAGAUGGGCCACCAUACUUAAGUUCCAGCCACUUGAAGAACAGUAUGACAGAGAAAUCACUGAACAAGAUCCAUAUCGGGAAA